AUGGCCGACAACGGAACACCAGGCGACAUCCCCGCCCCCGUCGAGCACCUCAACAUCAAAGUCACCGACAACAACAACGAGGUCUUCUUCAAGAUCAAGCGGACAACGCAGCUGAAGAAGUUGAUGGACGCCUUCUGCGAGCGCCAGGGCAAGCAGCUCUCUACCGUCCGUUUCCUCUUCGACGGCACCCGUGUGCGCCCCGAAGACACCCCCGACACUCUCGACAUGUCCGACGGCGAUACCCUGGAGGUUCAUCAGGAGCAGAUUGGCGGCUAG
Molecule: messenger RNA, 276 nt
Organism: Aspergillus clavatus NRRL 1
Lineage: Eukaryota; Fungi; Ascomycota; Eurotiomycetes; Eurotiales; Aspergillaceae
Product: SUMO family protein SMT3
Exons: 2
Coding region: 1-276 (91 amino acids)
Biological process (GO): protein sumoylation
Cellular component (GO): nucleus; septin ring
Molecular function (GO): protein tag activity; ubiquitin-like protein ligase binding
Source: RefSeq, a predicted model, not a curated record